GAUAAGUGUGACUUGGAUGUUAGCACAAUUACCGCAGAUACUUCGAAAUGCGAAUCCAACAUUGAUAGUUCAUUGAACCGCGAGAAUACGUCUAAUUCACAGUAUGUUCCGGACACCAGCUUAUGCUCUACUUUUGAACAAAGCCUAACAAUUAUAGAGGAUCCUCUUAAUAUAAAUUUGGUUACAGUCCCUCUCAAAGGCAAAGUCAAGAAAAGGCAUUAUUGCAAAUUUUGCGGUUCAUUGCAGACUCAGAUUGGAAGGCAUUUGCUUUUGAAACAUAAGGCUGAGAGAGAAGUAAAAACUGCGAGCAGGUUGCCGGCAAAGAGUGAUGACCGUAUGAAAAUUUUGGCAAAAUUGCGGAAAGAAGGUGAUUUUGUUCAUAAUACUAACAAAACUGCAAACACUGGCAUUUUAAUUUUACCAAGAAAUCCACAAAAGAAGUUUGCGAAAAGUGCCGCUGAUUUGACUUGUUGUUGCACUUGUAAGGGCUUCUAUUCCAAAAUGAGUUUUCGACAACACCGGUAUAACUGCCAUAAAGUCAAUAGGGCUAGAAAAAAUAAGUUAACUAUAGCAGCGGGUAAAGCACUAACUCAAUUUUACCAUCCAGCGGCCAGUCCAGUCCUAAGAACGAAGAUUUUGCCAGUUCUCAAUGACGACGUUGUAACCGAUUCCAUCAGGUUUGAUGAACUCAUAAUAAAAUAUGGUAGGAGGAUGGCCGAGAAGUACACGUCCCCCCACAAUUACGAAAUGAUUCGUGCUCAUUUGCGGUAUUUAGGCAGGUUUAAACUUCAGGCUAUGGCUUUAGAUCAUGAAAUUACCGAAUUAAAAGACGUCUUUAGGCCCCAAAAACAUGAUAUGUGCAUAGAGGCUAUAAAAAAAGUAGCCAGUUGGAAUGAGGAACGGCAAUGGUAUGAUCAUCCACAAGUGGCGAUAAUACUUUCGUCUUUAAUAAAAAAUGUGCAUAUACAUUGCAAGCGGAAUAUGUUAAAGAUCUAGCGGAAGAAGAUAAAAAGAAAACUGUCCGUGAUUUUAUCUUACUGUGGGAAGAAGAAGUACCUACGGUUAUAAAUAGAAAAGCCCUUGAAGACCAGAGCAACCAAAAGCGGAUAAAAAAAGUUGUCCUGCCAACAAAAGAAGAUAUUAAGAAAUUGUACUUUUAUCUUAAAAACUUAGUGGCCGAAUAUAUUUCGAAAUUGACAAGCUUUGAUAUGGACAGUUACAUCGAAUUGAAUAAAUGUACUUUAGUGCUCAUACAAAUCUUUAACAGAAGAAGGGCUGGAGAACUUGAGCGCAUCCAAAUUGCUAACUAUACCAACAAAGAAAUUAUAACAAACAGAAUGGAGAAGGAGCUGCUGAGCAAUUUAUCUAAUGAAGCAAUAUUUUUUGCAAGACAAUAUGCUAGGAUUAACCUAAGAGGCAAACUAGGCCGCACUGUACCUGUGCUUCUUUGUCCUUUAACAGUUAAAGCAAUUGAUAAAAUUUUAGAAUACCGCAAAAAAGCAGGGAUAACUAUUAAAAACCCUUUUAUAUUCGCAAACCCGGUAGCUUCCAAAACAUCCAACCAAUACUUUCGUGCAUGUACUUUGAUUAGACAGUUUUCCACUGAAUGCGGUGCAGAAAUUCCGGAAAGUCUGCGUGGAACUAAAUUGCGUAAACACAUAGCCACUUAUAUGUCAAUGAUUAAUGCAGAAGAGGCCUCUAUUGAUAAAUUAGCCAACUUUUUGGGACAUCAUAAAGAUAUCCACAAAAACGUUUACCGAGCAACAAUUCCAGAAGCUGAAGUAAAUUGCGUGUCCCAAAUUCUUAUGGCAGCAAUUGGUAUUAGUGAUAAUGGCGUUAACGACAAUGAAAGCGAUGAAGAUGCCGCAGACGACGAAUGUGAAGGAGGUAACGUUGGUGAUGAAGAUAGUAGAGGUAACGUUGGCAACCAAGGUAAUGGAGGUAACGAAGUGGAUCUUGGUAAUGGAGGCAAUGUCGGUGAUAGAGUUGACUUAGACGACCAGAGCAAUGGGUAUGACGCAGCAGUAAUUGGCGAUCAAAAUAUCAUCACCUCUACCGUGGAAGAUCAAAAUGGAGAUCCAGAUUACAUGCCAAAGAAGAAGAGAAGAAGUACUUCUCCCUAUGGAAAAACGAAACGUCGGAGAUGGACACCAAUGGAGAAAGAAGUGCUGGGCAACGAGCUGGGAGAUCUUGGAAGAAUAAAAAACUUCCUACCGUAUUAGAAUGCCUCAAAUUAAAAAAAAAAAAUACAAUAUUUUGGAGAGAAGAACCCCUCAGCAAAUAAAAUCUUUUAUUGAUAAUCAAAAAAAGCCUUAUAGGGACAAGGCCUAAUGAGUGAAUUUCGAAUAUUAAUUUAUUUCUUAAUUGGUUUUAUUUAAAAAACUAUUGCUUCAUUUACUAAAA
Molecule: messenger RNA, 2403 nt
Organism: Stomoxys calcitrans (stable fly)
Lineage: Eukaryota; Metazoa; Arthropoda; Insecta; Diptera; Muscidae
Exons: 2
Coding region: 1209-2222 (337 amino acids)
Biological process (GO): DNA recombination; DNA integration
Molecular function (GO): DNA binding
Source: RefSeq, a predicted model, not a curated record